Molecule: messenger RNA, 11535 nt
Organism: Homalodisca vitripennis (glassy-winged sharpshooter)
Lineage: Eukaryota; Metazoa; Arthropoda; Insecta; Hemiptera; Cicadellidae
Gene: dop
Product: microtubule-associated serine/threonine-protein kinase 3
Biological process (GO): intracellular signal transduction; peptidyl-serine phosphorylation
Molecular function (GO): magnesium ion binding; ATP binding; protein serine/threonine kinase activity
Source: RefSeq, a predicted model, not a curated record
CUCGCCCUUUAGUUGUUUUGUGUCUGAGUGCACCCGAAUUACAAGGGAAAUAGGAACGAUGAGUGAACGUAAUAUUUUGUGUAGAACUAGUGUUUAUUUUAGACCGAAGUAAUGCAUGAAUUCGUAGAAUACUAUUUUUUACCAUCGGCAAACGUAGCAAAUUUAUUUAUAGUUAAAAGCAACUUAUUAUGAGUAACCGAAAUUACAGUAUUAUUUCUCGCAGCCAGAACCCUAAGUUAAUUUUUUAGGUAAUUAUUGUCUAUUACAUUUUACAAUAAAGCAAUUUUAUGGACGUUGGAAAGAAUAGGCCCAGCAGGGCCAGAUCACGUCUAUAUUCAUUGUCAGUGAGGUCAGGAUUAACGUUAACAAUGGAAGAAAGUUUAUUUAAUAAGUCAGUGGAUGAAACUGGACAUAGGAGGUAUUCUGAUUCAGAAGAUAUGCCUAGACCUGCCAAGCCAAUUAGCAGAACAGAUGUAUCUAAUCUAGUUUUGAUGAGGAACUCCACUCUGGGUCAGUCAGCUCCUAGUCUCUCCAAUUGCAUGAAAGAGUUAAAUCUCGGAAGACGUAGUAGCCGUGUGAUGCAAAGGAAAAGCUUUAUUUCGAAUACUUCUCCCACCUUACCUCGUUGCCAUUCUCCAAUGUCAGCUGGAAGUCCCCUAGAGAGCCCAAGAAUGUCACCAAACCAGCACUUUCCAUUUGCACCAAUUAAAAGGACCUACAACCACCUGAGCAGUGACUGCAGAGGAGACGGACGAAGGUGGUCAGUUGCAUCUCUACCUUCUUCAGGUUACGGAACCACUCCAGGAAGCUCUAAUGUUUCGUCUCAGUGUUCAAGCCAAGAGCGUCUCCACCAACUGCCGUCGGUACCGACCACUGAUGAACUCAAGCUUCUUACGAAACACUUCUCUUCCAAUGACAGCAAUCCAAGUGGCGGUGACUGUACUGGCAGCGAUGAGGGUCGGAAGUCCCCUUUUAGUAGGCCACGAUCCAGAAGCCUUAGUAGUCCAAGUAGAUCUCCCAUAAUGGACAACGACAUUGUAAUGAUGAACAUGAUGUAUAAAGAACGCUUUCCAAAGGCUACGCAUCAAAUGGAGGAACGUUUAAACACUUUCAUCAAGGAGAACUCUGCUCUAGCGGAACAAGGGAGCAUAACCCACGAGUGUAGUCCUAUCGUUCGUUUCGUACACCACCAAGUAGUAGAGAUGGCUAGGGAUUGCUUGAAAAAAUCCCAAGAAAAACUCAUAACAAGAGGGUAUUUCUACGAGAUGUCGGAGAAUCUAGAGCGCUUACUUUUAGAGACCAAAGAGAAAUCACCAGAAGCAGCAGCACAGGUGCUGGGUAAGAUCAAGAAGCUGCUGCUGGUGAUUUCCAGACCCGCUCGGCUGCUGGAGUGCCUGGAGUUCGAUCCUGAAGAGUUCUACCAUCUGCUAGAGCAGGCUGAGGGCCAGGCCAAGACUUGUCAAGGGAUCAAGGCUGACAUUCCUCAGUACAUCAUCAACAAGCUCGGCCUCAACCGUGAUCCCAUGGCCGAUUUGCAGUUUGGUUGUGGAGAGGUUGAAACCUGCAGACUUCCUCAUACUUCCACUCCGAAGAAAGAGAGCAAGUUUUCUAAGGUCCCGUCGGAGAGUGACUUUGACGUUGUGAAACUGAUAUCAAACGGAGCGUAUGGAGCAGUAUACCUGGUGCGCCACAAGGAGACACGUCAGAGGUUUGCAAUGAAGAAAAUCAUAAAAAACAACCUGAUGUUGCGAAACCAAAUAGAACAAGUGUUUGCCGAAAGAGAUAUUAUGAGCUUCACCGACAAUCCUUUUGUAGUCAGCAUGUAUUGCAGCUUUGAAACUAAAAAACAUCUGUGUCUGGUGAUGGAGUACGUGGAAGGAGGUGAUUGUGCAGCCCUGGUAAAGACUAUCGGUCCUCUCCCCCCGGACAUGGCUCGUUUUUACUUUGCUGAGACUGUCUUGGCCGUCGAGUACCUUCACAGCUACGGAAUCGUUCAUCGAGAUCUCAAACCGGACAAUUUGCUCAUCACAGCUCUUGGACACAUAAAACUCACCGACUUUGGGCUUAGCAAGAUGGGUCUCAUGUCUUUGGCCACUAACUUGUAUGAGGUCUAUGUGGAUAGAGAUACCCGUCAGUUUUCAGACAAGCAAGUAUUUGGGACCCCGGAAUAUAUAGCUCCAGAAGUUAUUCUAAGGCAAGGCUAUGGAAAACCAGUUGACUGGUGGUCCAUGGGAAUAAUAUUGUACGAGUUUUUGAUCGGUUGCGUCCCAUUUUUCGGUGAAACACCAGAAGAACUUUUUGCUCAUACAGUUAACGAUGACAUCGAGUGGCCUUCAGAAGACGACUGGCCCAUUCAGCCUGAGGCUAAGGAUAUAAUUACAGCCUUACUCCAUCAAAACGCCAGGGAUCGGCUGGGCACAGGAGGCCCACAUGAGGUCAAAGAACAUCCUUAUUUCCAUGGAGUCAACUGGAAUUCCCUUCUGAGGCAGAAAGCUGAAUUUGUACCGCAGCUAGACAAUGAAGAAGACACUAGCUAUUUUGACACACGGCUGGACCGUUACAACCACGAUAUUGGAGAGGAUACUGAUGACCCAGAGGAAAGUAUUCUGUUCGGCUCCUUCUCCUCGUUUUCACCUCAAUUCAAGAAGGUCCAGUCUCGUUUGAGCAGCAGCACUGAGGAACACGAGUAUAGUUGUAGCUGCAGAAAGUUUACCUUCCGUUGUGACUCGGACACAAGCGAGUCGACGACUUCAUCCACUCCCUUUACAGGGAUAGAGCGGUUACCACAGGAGCAGUCAUCAGGAGAAGAGCAGUUGACGGUGCUGGGAGCCGAGCAACCGAGUACCCCGGACUCGUCCCAGACCGAGAGUGAUGACGUGUCACCCCAGGUGCAGCGGAAGCGACGGUUGCAUACGCGGGAAGGUCUUCCUCGCUUCUCCAUAUCCACUGAGGAUGAUCAAACCAGCUCAGAUUUCAGUCAGCAUGCGCCUGAGAUUGGGCGUGACCUGACUCCGGUGGUAGAGAAAGCCAAACCUACCAACAUCGAGAGUAGCUCCAACUUCUCUCCGGCAGCUCUCCGCAUGCCAGUGUCUCCAAUUUUCCCGAUAUCCAAACACCGUUCACGAGCUGUGAUCAAGAGUUUCUCUGCGUCUGGCCUUUCUCUCAUCAUUCCACCUGCGGAAGAGAUGCCACAACCGAUCCAAUCGCCCGGAGGAUCCAGUACAGCGAGUUCUAGAGACACAUCACCAUGCAGAGAGCUGUCUCCCUUAGUCAACAGUCUCAAGCCUCCCAUCAUCAUUCGUCGUGGACCUGCAGGCUUCGGUUUCACUGUUCACACGAUCCGGGUAUAUUACGGGGACACGGACUUCUACACCAUGCACCAUCUUGUUAUGGCUGUGGAGUGUGGGAGUCCUGCGUUUGAGGCAGGCCUGCGGCCCGGGGACCUGAUCACCCACAUCAACAGUGAGGCCGUGCAGGGGCUGUAUCACACACAGGUGCUACAGCUGCUGUUGUCUGGUGGAGACCAUGUGACAAUCCGCUCCACCCCGCUGGAGAACACGAGCAUCAAGUCCGGAGGCCGCCGCCGCGAGCCCGGCCAGGGCAAGCUAGCACGACGCAGUCAGGCCAAACAACGCCGCCAGAAGCGUGACCUGGGCGACAAGCGGCGCAAGACCUCAUUGUUUCGCCGUAUCAGCAACAAGCGUGCGAGUGUUGAAAUGCAACAGAUGGCCGUUGGAGUUUCCUCCCCGCCCCUGGUAACUCCAAGCCGAAGUUUCCAGUCUUUCAGUCGAACUCUGUCCCAAUCGACUCCCGAAAGUUCGCCUAUAGACACCCCACGCCAAACGGACAACUCUUCCAGUUCCAGCAGCUCUUCCUCCGCCAGCCCCGGACCAGCCAACAGCACCGUGGUUACCCCCACCACCCCCUACCAACGGCCAUCUACUUUGCACGGCCUCAAACACAAACUGCAUACCGCAGCCAAGUCGGUACACUCCCCCGGACGGCGCAAAUCUGUAGGUCACAUUCCACUCUCUCCUUUGGCCAGGACACCCUCCCCUUCCCCUUUACCUUCUUCCCCCACCAGGUCACCCAGUCCCCUGGCCUUCCCACCCGGUCACCAGCCCGGCAGCUCGAACACGACUCAAUCUUACAGCCCCGGGACCUCGGUUGCCACCCCGGGCUCAGGGCCAAAAAAAGGUUUUGGCCGAGCUAAGAGUGCAGAGCCCGGGUCUCCGUUGCUGCGCCGUGCCCUGUCCCCCGACAGAUUGCACCCACGCACUGCCGAGAAGCCCGGCCCUGCAUCUAUAUCUCCUCUGUGUGACCCAGCUCUUAAAGUGACCAUCACUUCCGCUCCUAGAGUCACUAUUACUUCCAAGUCUCCUCCUGUUUUAAAAAACAUGACUGUUGAUGAAGAUAAAGAUACGAUAAAAAGUAAACCACCUGUUAAAGCUUCCUUGUCAUCCACACACGACACUGAGAGAAGUAACAUUAAGUUGGAUGAAGAUUUUGUCUUGGGUAGUUCUCAGCCAUUGCCGCGAAUAGCAGAAGAAAAGGACUCGCCGACCGCAUUAAAAGAAGAUUUACCUAAUUUGAGACAGGAGCCUAGUCCUGCUUUUAGAGAACCUCCCCCGAUUCCUCAAAAACCUAAAAGUAAAGGAAGUACUAUAAAAAAUAUUUGUACGGGAAAGAAAUGGAAAAACAGAGAUAGCCAAAAUCAAAAACAGGGUAAGGAAGAAGAUGUGUCGGAAGUUAAAGCAUCUUCUGCUGCCUUAGGAGGGUCAAAAUCUUCAAACAGGAAGUAAAGGGAAAACUUUUUUCCUGAUGAUUUUGAAUAUUCCCUUGUAUGUUGUUAUAUUUCCUUUGUUGUAUUUUUGUCUUUGUUGAAUUCAAAGAUGGUUUGUGUACAAUUACGUGUUAAAAUAUAUAAUUUCAUUACAUUUAUCAUAUUAACAUGUUCUACAAUGUACAGUUUAUUAAAGAAACUAAAAAAAACUUUGUUUAGUAGCAAAAUGUAAGGAAAAACAAACACCAGUCUUUCUUUUUAAACAUAUAAUAUAUGUUCUAUUUUUAUAAACUUUCAUGUGUCUAUUAAUGCUACACACGAUUUUGUAGUAAAUAAUUGUUUUUAAAUGUUGGACAAGUAUUUUAAAAGGUUGGUGAUAGGUAAAUGGUUGUAGAACUUAGAUAAAUGUUUGAAAAUGUUAAAAAUCGUGUAAAAUGUUAUAUUAACGAUUUUAAUAUAAUAUUGUGAAUUUAAAAGAUAAUGUUGUGAGCAUAAGUUAGUUCCCUGCCCCGAUGUAGUAUAGUCCGACACUAGUUUCUAAAGUUAUAUCUAUGUGAACAAGUUAUACAUUAACGAGUUCUUGAGUGUUUUCAUAUAAAUAUAGUAAAGUUUUCUUUUACGCAUGAGCAAUAUUGUUGCAUUCAGUUUACUAGGUCUACAAAAUCUAUGUCACGUUUACAAGUCUACAAAGAGAUCUGUUUUACAAGUUAUUAACAAUUCAUUUAUAUUUCGUUAUUCCCUCUCAAAGGUUAUAUUCAUUCUAUUUUUAUUGUGUCAUUUAUGUUUAUGGAUACUAUACAAAAUAGCAAAGUAUAUAUUUUGCUUCUUAUAAAUUUAUUAUUGAUGCUUCCAAUAGCAUAAAACUUAGUUGAUAUUAUCAAUACAUCACGUUACGUUAUCUGUAUAUAUUUGUUCAAAACCUGAUCAAUUAGUUUAGUCAUAUGGUAAUGUUCACUCAUUAAUUUUGUAAAGUGUGGAGUGAAAAGCGUAUGUGUGAUAUUUUUUCUGUUAUUAUUGACAAGUAUUUUCCUACUUUGGAAAUAAGACUUUAGUUUUUGCUUCCUCUUUGUUCGUUAUCUUGUACUUACUAGGUUAAGCUUAAGUCUUUUUUUAAAUCCAAAUAACUGAGGUGUGGAUGAAGCUUAUACUGUUAGUCCUAUGUAUAUAUUUUUUGGUUCGAACAAUACUGCCAUAAUUGAUUUGUAAAAUGUUUAUACAUACAUUACUCGAGUUGUAUUUGGACUUUUGUCUGUGUUUACUUGAAAGUCAUCACUAAUUUGUUUCGUUUCACUAUAAAACAACGAAUUCUUAAUAUCAAUUCUAAUCCUAAAUUUAAGAAGACGAGUCGAUAUGUCUGGUCUGUUCACCGAGUUUGCAUUUCAUUACUAAACAUUACAUUUUUGCCUAGUUUUGUUACAAGCUUUACCGCUUACAAGUGAGCUGACCUGUUAGCCACAGUGAUAUGUGAAUGACUAGUGAACUUGUGGCCAGGGAAAGUACUGGCGAUAAGUACAAGAUUUGGAUGUGUUGGUUACUUCGAGCUUACUUUCCAGUUUUCCUUGAAUAGGGAAAGGAAGUGGAAAGCUGUUGGCAGUGAGAACUUGAAAAUUAUACUUGACACCAGUACUUUCCUAACUCCCACCUUAGGAAAAAAUUGAAGUUAGAGAGGAGGCAAUCAGAUUUGUACAGGGAACCCCACACUGUCCUCCAAAUGCGUUCCAUUCACCACGUGGAAUCUGUAACAUUUCUCAGCACUUUUAAACUGAAAAACUUGUGACGAAUCGUAUACAGAAUAUUAUAUUAAAAUUAUGUAAAAAAUAAUUCAGUGUAGAUUAACCCCAUUCCACUCAUUAUACACUGCCUAGGUAGGGAGGCGGAGUUUUGUAUGAACACCCUGCAUUUAUAUACAAGUAAACUACGAAGAGUGAACCCGCCCUUUAUCUGUAGCACUGGCACAAAAUGUUUUCCAUACCUGCCAUGUAUAUACAUUAGAUAUUUCCCGUCUUGUUUAAUUUCUGUGCAUUGUAUUGAUUUUCUUAAAAAUUUAUUUUAAACAAGUUGAAACAAAAAGCAUCGAGGACGAUUUUGCAUGUUGAAUAUUUUCCUUUGUUUUUAAUGUAUACAACAGUUUUAUCUGCUUAGUUUUUGAACUUAUUUAAAAUAAAAUUUCAACGAGGAAUGUAUACCGAAAUAAAACAUUAUGAGAAAUAUUAAAUGAAUAUAUAUUUUAGUGGGCUCUAAUUUGCUGUCCAGGACUGCAGAUAAUUGGUCCGGCCAAAAUUGGUGUAAUUGGUUUGUAUGAAUAAAGGCGUCCUAAUGUGUAUUAAAAAGAAAGACACCUUAGGCACUGAACCUUUAAUAUCUAAAUGUCAAUUUGAAAACGUUACAAGUUUUAAUAAACAGUUCUGUAGCAUAAAAAAAAUUAGUCAUUUCUAUUCAUAGCCCCAUGAAGUGUUUCUUUCUUAUUGCGUUUUGUCCUUUGCACCCAAAUAUUCAUGUGGUCCACUUUUAUAAUUUGAAUGCUGUUCCACUUUUGACUCUGGUUUUCUUUACCAUUGCAUGACUAAAAUGUAAAAUAGUGUAGAUCAGGAGAGAAAACUGUCAGAAACUAUUGUCACUGUUGGAAAAUUCUAAAAUGCUAGCUCUCGAUCAACAAAUGUUUUGGCCUGUUUUCCUACUUACAGCAAAAUUUAAAAAAGAGGAAUUUGGUAACUUGCUUACUAAUUAAUUGACUAACGAAACAUUUUUUGUGUGUUAAGGAUACCCAAAAUCAUCUCAUGAGUUUUUUUAUCACUUUUCGAGUGCUUAAUAAAAUCCCUAGGAUUGGUAUUACUUUAUAAAAAUUGAUACUAUAUUCUGUAAAAAUGUAGUUUUUUGGCUAAUGCUUGUUAAUCAUAAAUUGAUGUUGAAUACAAUAAGUGUUUAAGGCAGAUCAUUCCACUAUCUGGAAGAGGCACAGGAAUUUUAAACAACUCUAAAUUACUAAAAAUUCCUUAAAAUAUCCAAUAUUUUUAUAGAGGAAUGUUUAGAAAAAUAAUACUCUCAAUAAUAAUUCUUUUGUACAUUUGUAUUUUAUUGGUUUAUAAAAGUUUUUCAUCUGUACUUGCAAACCUUUUUUAACCUAAUUAAGCUGAGACUGGGCUGCAUUUAAAUAAUGUUUAUCAGAAAGUCAACGCAACUAGAAAGCCAGAAAAUGAAUUGAAAUAAAUUAAAGUGUUACCCAGAAAUAAGAGUAAGAAUAAAAAUAUUAUUCCUCAGCCUUUUCCUUAUUGGGUAUAUUUUAACCAUUUGGACCACUACUGGAUUGUAUCGUUAUUUUAUUUUGCAUUACAUGUAAUAUUCUAUUUAACAGUUGAAUAUAUUUGAAAUGAUCAUUUAUAAACAUUGAGCCGUUUCCAAAAUAACCAAAAAUAUUUUGAUUGAAAUUUGUUUAACACUGAACAAUGGAAAUAUACAAAAAAAUUACACUGGUUUUAUUCCCUAGUAUAUUUUUAUGAGUGUGAAUAAUUAAAAAAUGUUUGAUUUUGGAUAUGUGAGGGGUUUAUAUAGAACGAAAUAAAAAAAUUUUUAAAUUGAUAGCUUUUAGUGGGAUAUUUCAGUUUGGCUUUUAUUUCUGAAAUAACAAUUUUAAAAUAAAAAAUCAUUUCAUAUGAGACAUUGUAGUGGUAAUACUAUAUAACUGUUGUAACAAUUUAUUGUAACACUUGUUUUACAAAAAUUAUAUCAUUGCUUUUACGCAGUAUUUGGGUCUCAUUAUCUAUUAGGUAAUGUUAAAUGCAUUUAAAAAUUAAAUGAAUACUUCAAACUAGUUUACUGUGAUUAUCUCUCUAUAUAACACUAAUAUGCCGUUUAAAGUAAAAUAUGAAUAAAUUCAGUACUGUAAUAUAAAUAUAAAAGUGUAUAGUAUAAAAAAAUUAAUACUGUAAUCUGCCAUAAAUUUUUGUUGACUGGAACUAUAAUUUAAAGCUAAAAUUUCGUUGAUAGUCAGAACAUAGUAUAUUGUUGUUUGCCAUAUUAAAAAUAAGCCACACAAGUUUCUGAAGUGGAAUGCCAUGGAGUUUUGUAAAAGCAUAGAUAGCUGGAGUUGGUACGCUUACAGUCUAUAACUAGAUCACUUUAAAGUUAGCAUUAAAGUGAUUUGGCAGUAGGACUGACUGUACCUAGACUAGUGUUCGGUUUGUGACGGCUGUAUGAAGGAUUCACUUGACAGCACUUUUCACGUCGAUUCAGGUUUUCAAUCAGUCUCUUAAAAAGCAUUUGAUGAUUCUAAAACAAUAAUUUAAAAGACGCUAGAUCAUUUGUAUUGCAUUUUAAACUAAUUAUUGGAUCAUGUUAUUUAAUUCAAGCUAUUUAUAAUAAGCUCUUGCACUCCUUCAGCCAUUAUUGAUUAGCAAGUGCCAUAUGUGGUGUCCAUUAUUUGUCUUGUUCUUGUGAAAGAAUCGUUCUUUGUGUGUUUAUUUACCACCUCGAUAUCUCAAAGCGUCUGGAAACCUGAUAAAUAGAAUGUGUUAUUUGUGGUGUAGUUGACUGAAAUAUAAAUAAACCCUAAUCCCCGUAAUUUAAGUAGCCUUACGGUUAUAUUAUCUCAGUUUUGGAUUAUGCAUCGUAAAAUAUUUCAAACUAGUGUGCACUGUACAUUAGAAGCUUGUCCCUCGCUAGGUCUGGCUUCGGACCCCCAGGCUUGUUUCUUAUGAACCAUAUUCUACAGAAAAAUCUGUAUUUGAAUUCAUUAUUAACACUUUUUCAAUUUAGUAUUUUAGAAAUAUUGUAUGUAAUUAUUUGUAUUAGUUUGAAAAUAAAUAACGAUUAAUUCAAAGCGCACUUGGAAAAUCUAAACUAUCCAUAGUGGCAAUUUUUAUCAUUAAAACCUCAAUUUAUUUCCAUUAUAUUGUCUCCACUACGUAAAUUGUUUGUUAUUCUGUUAGAACUAUAAAAAUGUAUAGACGUUCUAAGUCCGUUUUGUAAAGAAUUCAGACAUUUUCCCAUUAACUAAAAUGAACAAACUGUUAAUUGUUCUGGUCCCGGUAGAGCUUCGUGUCUGUGUACGGUGUAUUAGUGUGUAUUUGUAUAUAAUAUAAUAUGGUAUUUCAAAUUCGUGUUUGUAUCUUUACAGUGUGUCAAUCAGUGUAGAUCACCUGAUGAACCACUUAUACACUACAUCCAGCCGUUAACAAGCAAUAAUUUUCUGUGUCCACUAAACAGCGAAUAUUCACUACCUAAAUCUAAUAUAUUUCUGCUUUAAUAAAAUUUACCAUGGAUGUUUUUAUAUUGUAUAAAUGAAAACGCUAGUCAUCGUUCUUGUUUCGUGUAUUCACCGAUGGAUUGUAUGAUGAUUUAAAUUGUCUCUGUGUUGUAACAAUUCUUAGUUUUGUCAUCUGUCUAGUCUCUUUCUCUGAUUUUCCUUUUCCCUUUGAAUGUGUUGCGCUGUUCCAUAAGAGUGGCUCCCACAAUGCAUUUCACAGUCACUAGUUAACACUUGUUCGUAAACCCAUAAAUUGGUUGUAUCCAAAUACUCGUAUGUUCAUAUUCUAACGUAUGUACUGUCGUAUAGAUCUCUGUUGUUUAAAAUUAUAGUAUUUAUAUUUUUUUUAGUAAAUGUGUUUAGGUAUUUUGUGUGCUUCUAGUUAUAAUGGAAACCAAUAUUGUAUUUUAUUAUUUCUUUGUGUGUAAAGUUUAUAUUUAUUAAAACUAAUUAAUCAAUACAUACGUAUGUAUAUAUUUAGCAUGCUAUAUAUACAUAUGUAUGUAUUACAGAUGUAUUUGUGUAUAUAAUAUGAGUAAACAUAUAUGCUUUAUGUUUUAUGGUUCGAGGGAGUUUUCUGUCUUAUAAGUUAAACUUGGUACCCGUAUUUGUUAAUUGCUCAAUAUACCUAAUUAAUUUUAGAUUUUGUUAGUCUUCCCCUAUUUUAAGUUUUUCUUGGUGAUAUAAAAAAUUUAUUGUGUUUAUCCAAAUUUUGAAAACCCAACAUGUUUUUAAAUUUAUGUCAAAAGUUUAUGUGAUACAUCAUCAAAAGAUGUAAUUAUAGUUUAAAAUUGAAUUCAUUAUUAUACCUAUUACUUAUAUUCAGUGUACACAUUUGGUGUGCAAUAUUGAUAUGUUAUAUUUUGUAAAAUAAAAAAAAUUAUAAAAAUAUUUUUGUCUUCUUGAACAAGAAAUAUGGUAAGAAUUUCUUUUGAUCAAUUUUCCAAUACUGCCAUUUGCGCGAUGUCACGGUUCAAUGUUAGUUUUAUUACAAAAGUACAAAACUUGAUGGUAUUUUCAAGCAGGAAGAAGUGACAACGACUAAUACUUGUGUAAGCAUUAUACACUUUACUAGACGUAGCAUAAAACUCUACUUCAACUUUGGUAUUAAAAAUAUUAAAUUAAAGGUUAAAACUAUCUGUGAAAUAUAGCAAGGUGUUUUAUGCAUGCUUUAUAAAAGCUAUUGGUUUAAAUAAUUAUAAAAAUAUGUCUCUGGACACGAUGUGAGUAAAAUACUUAAUGAGUGUUUAAAUUUACUGAGAUUAUUUGUUGUACAUUUUAAAGUUUAGGUAGGUAAUUUAUUUUACAUACGUGUAUGUUUCAGUGAUAAUUAGAAUUUUAACUUAAAAAGUUUGGUGCAAUAACCUGUUAGAUUUGUAAAAGUCAGCUGAGUUUAGUGCUUGUAUUAAGUAGAAAGUUUUGAAAAUGGCAUAACGGCUGCAGCAUAGCCUUCUUUAAAAGAUAUCAAAUAUCUUUGUAACAAAAUAAACGUAAAUAUUGAAAAUCAAAA